Phaethon lepturus (White-tailed tropicbird) is the source of this 624-nucleotide messenger RNA. RefSeq names its product fumarylacetoacetase-like. Lineage: Eukaryota; Metazoa; Chordata; Aves; Phaethontiformes; Phaethontidae. Gene Ontology annotation, biological process: L-tyrosine catabolic process; homogentisate catabolic process; L-phenylalanine catabolic process. The record is from RefSeq and is a predicted model, not a curated record. Gene Ontology annotation, molecular function: fumarylacetoacetase activity.
AUGGAGACGGGUCUGCGAUUGGUUUGGGGCAGAGGGUGGGAUUUGGUGCUUCUGUGCCCUGGGUUGCAACAUCUGGAGAGGAUCUUCCUGCUAGGAAGCUGCAUAGCACCCGGGGAGAGGGGGCUCUUGUCCGUAAGCGGGGACUGCGUGGUGUUCAACAUGUCUUUCAUCCAGGUAGACAAGGACUCGGAUUUUCCUCUCCAAAAUCUCCCCUAUGGGGUUUUCUCCACUAAGGAGGAGCCUAGGCACAGGCUCGGGGUAGCGAUUGGAGACCAGAUUUUGGAUCUCAGCGUCAUUAAGCAUCUGUUCAAUGGACCAGCUCUUGCCAAACAUCAGCAUGUCUUUGACCAGCCUACCCUGAAUGCCUUCAUGGGGCUGGGCCGGGCGGCGUGGACGGAGGCGAGGGCUUUUCUCCAGAAGCUGCUGUCAGCCGGCGAGCCGGCCCUGAGGGACAACACGGAGCUGCGGAGAAGAGCGUUUGUACCUCAGGCUUCCGCGACGAUGCACCUGCCAGCCCACAUCGGUGAGUCUCCGCAGCCGAGGCUGCUCAGCGCUGCCCUUUGCUCUCGCCCGGAGAAGCUGCUUUAUUUCCAGCUUGCUCAGACAGACCGAUCACAGCUGUGA